AUGUCGAAUAUUGAACUCAAGGACCGUGCGCCAUCGUACAGCGGAUCAUCGCGGUCGCGAGGCAAAGCUGUGGAUCAUGGAGAGCAGGAUGUGGGCUAUGGGCCGAAUGACGCAGGCGGCGCAGGUUUCUCGUGUCUUACUCCUUCUCCGGUCGCGAUUCUCAACUUCUUCAGCUCACAUCACAGGCUCGGCCGUCAAGCAACCUCAUCUCAUCAAGGUACAGCCCUUGAAGCGGGAGGAAAUGCAGGUGUGAUUCAGAUCUCUGGGGCUCUUUGCCUGCUUACCAACGGUUACUCUCAGCCUUCGUAUGCCCAAGAUCUUGGAACUGGAGAGGUUGUUCACGGCGCGUACGGAUCUUUCUUGCAAGCAGUCGGCACCAUUUUUGGUAUCUGUGGGAUGGUCCCCUGCUGUCCCGUUUCGAACCCUUUCCGCUCAGUGGAACAAGGAUCUGUUGGUCUUGUCUCCCGCUUCGGCCAAUUCUACAAAUCUGUGGAUCCCGGCUUGGUGCAAGUGAAUAUCUGCACUGAGUCUCUCAAGAUAGUCGAUGUCAAGAUUCAGAUCAUUCCUAUCGGCCGUCAGAGUGUGAUUACUCGCGACAAUGUCAACGUGGAGAUCGACUCGGUUAUCUACUACCAGAUCAACAACCCGUAUCGGUCUGCUUUUGGGAUCACGGACUUACGCAAAGCCUUGGUAGAGCGGGCCCAGACUACACUGCGGCAGGUUGUUGGGGCUCGCGCGGUUCAGUCGGUCGUAACCGAACGAGACCAGAUCGCUUUCGAGAUUGGCGAAAUAGUGGCGGACGUCGCAGACAAUUGGGGAGUUGCCAUCGAGGGCAUUCUGAUCAAGGAUAUCAUCUUCGGAGCAGACGUCGCCGCGAGCUUGAGCAGUGCGGCGCAGCAGAAGCGCUUGGGCGAGAGCAAAGUCAUCGCAGCCCGGGCCGAGGUUGAAGCAGCGAAACUAAUGAGACAGGCGGCGGAUAUUCUGGCCAGUCCCGCUGCGAUGCAGAUCCGGCAGCUCGAAGCAUUGCAAGCCAUGGCGAAAACAGCCCAGAGCAAGACUAUUUUCGUUCCCAUGCAGCUUCAGUCCGACAUCGGCCCUCAGCUGACUGCUGUGGAGGGACCCGCUGCUCGUAGCGACGCUGGUGGGGAGGUCGCCUGACGAUGCGGCGACCGAGUUUCAGACUGCGGGAGAUCAUUUUAUCACAACUAGUUCAUGUUCUUAGCCAUUUUUUCUUACGCUACCCUUGUGUGCCUGAUUCGGCGAUUUUCCGCUUACCAUUGUCGACGUUCUGUCAGAACCUACUACAUAAUUUGCUUCCGGUUCAACUUGAACUUAUUUUAACGAGUCUGUGCGGAUCAACAUGAUCUUCGACUUUUGCUCGGAUC
Molecule: messenger RNA, 1385 nt
Organism: Mycena citricolor
Lineage: Eukaryota; Fungi; Basidiomycota; Agaricomycetes; Agaricales; Mycenaceae
Source: the annotation of a GenBank genome assembly